Solenopsis invicta (red fire ant) is the source of this 2060-nucleotide messenger RNA. RefSeq lists its product as uncharacterized. Lineage: Eukaryota; Metazoa; Arthropoda; Insecta; Hymenoptera; Formicidae. The coding region runs from base 69 to 662 and encodes 197 amino acids. The transcript has 2 exons. The record is from RefSeq and is a predicted model, not a curated record.
GGGGAGGUAUAGGAGAGGAGGAAGAGGGAGGGGUAGGGGAAAGAGAGAGAAAUUCAAAAGAUGGGAAGAUGAAUGGAGAGGGAAAGAAAUUGUGUGGUUUUUUAAAGGAAUUAGGAUGGUCAAUUCUGAACGGAUGUAUAAAGGGAGAUGAGGAGGGAGAAUGGACAUAUACUGGAGGGAAGGGGGGGACUGUAAUUGACUAUGUAAUCGGAAAUGAGGAUACGAGAGGUAAAGUGGUAAAGAUGAAGGUGGAGGACUGGGUGGACUCGGAUCAUCAGCCAUUAACGGUGUACGUGAAGGGGAGAGGAAAGGGGGAAGAAAGGAUUGGGAAAAGAAAAGGAAGAGAAAGAAGAGGGGUGUGGACGGAAGAGGGAAGGAAGAAAUUUGAGGAAUACAUGGGCAAGAGGGAUAAUGUUUCGGAGGUGAUUGAGGAGGAUUGGAGGAAAUUGAAAAAGAGAGUAGAAGGAGCAUUGGAAAGAGUAGAGAGAGAAGAGAAAAAGGUGCGGAGAGGAUGGUGGGAUAUAGAAUGUAGGAAUAUGAAAAGAGAAGUAAAGGAAGAGUUUAAAAAGUGGAAGAAAAGAGGAGGGAAUGGGGAGAAAUAUAAGGAGAUGAGGAAGGGAUACAGAGAACAUUGUGUAGGAGAUUAUUAUGUGUCAGGUUAAUAAUUCCUUCGAUUUAACGGUACGUUAGGAAGGCCACGCAAAAUCAAGGCAACUCGAGUCAGGUAUAAAAAGGUAUCCUUUAAUGCGGAGCGGCUUACGCCUUACAGAACAGUAUUUGAGAAACCCGCGUCGGGGUGCAAAUAUGCUUAGUUCGACUGAUCCUGAGCGACUGCCCGCCCAUCGAACCGUCGCGCAAGGAGAUCGCUCUCCGCGCAUCGCCGAAUCACGCGCGUCUCACGUGUUGAACGCUCCUAUUGCCUACAAUUGUAAGGAAAGGAAAAGAAGGGAAAGAGAAAGAUGGGAGAAAGAAUUGGAAGGUGUAAGAACGGAAGGAGAUGUUUGGAGGGUAGUAAAUAGGGGGAGGAGAAAGAGAAAGAGAGUCACGGAAGGGAUCGAAAUGAGGGAAUGGGAGGGACACUUUAGAAAGGUGUUGGGGGGAGUAGAGUGGAGGGUGAGAGGGGAGGUGAGGGGAAGAGAAGGAGUGGAAGAUGAUAUCAGUAGGGAAGAAAUAGCAAGGGCGGUAAGUAAACUGAAGGAGGGAAAAGCGGCGGGAGGGGAUGGUAUCGUAAAUGAAGUAUGGAAAUAUGGGGGAAAAGAAGUAAAGGAAUGGCUGUGGGAAAUAUGUGACAGAGUGUGGAGAGGAGAGGGGAGGCCGGAGGAGUGGAGGGAGGGGGUGGUAGUGCCGAUAGUGAAAAAGGGGGAAGGGGAGAGGAUUGAAGAAUAUAGAGGGAUCACGCUAACGCAGACGGCAUACAAGGUGUACGCAGCGGUACUUGCGGAGAGAUUGAGGGAGGAGGUGGAGAGGAAGGGGAUACUCCCACCGAGUCAAACGGGGUUUAGAAGAGGGGUAGGCACAAUUGAUCAGAUUUACGUGCUGAAUUAUAUGAUAAACAAGAGGGUGGCAGUAAGAAAAGGCAAGAUGGUAGUGCUAUAUAUAGACCUGAAAGCUGCGUUUGACUCGGUGGAUAGGGAAAUCCUCAUACAGAUGAUGAGGGACAGGGGAGUUAGAGAAAGCUUGGUCGUGAGGUGCGAGGAGGUACUGGAGGAGACCCUAAGUAGAGUGAGGGUGGGGGAAAAGGUAGGGGAAAACUUUUGGACGGGGAAAGGGGUGAGACAGGGGUGCCCUCUGAGCCCAUGCUUAUUCACGAUAUUGCUGGCGGAUUUGGAUGAGGAGUUAGAGAGGGAGGGAUGGGGAGGAGUGAGGGUAAAGGGAAGGAAAAUAUACUCGCUAGCGUAUGCAGAUGAUGUGGCAGUGGUUGCAGAGGAGGAGACAGGGAUGAAAGGGAUGAUUAAGGCAUUAGAAAGCUACAUAGAACGGAAGGGACUAGAGGUCAAUGUAGAAAAGACGAAAAUAAUGAGGUGUAGAAGGGGAGGCGGAAGACAGAAAAAGAUGGUGUG